CACCCCUACUACACAGAUUCGGGCAGCGCCCGGCCGCAGCGCGGCUACCCCAGUUUCGUAUUUGUUUCGUUACCGGCAUUUUCCUUUGAAUUGAAGUGAAGUGUUGUGAAGUGUCGAAGUGACGGUGCUAUGGCGUUGCCGAUGGCUCAUGUGGCCCUCACGGCGCUGAUUCUUAUGGGAUCGGUGCUAGCCGAGGAUGAAACGAUAGGUCCGAUCUUCAUGAAAGAACCCCCGAACCGAGUGGACUUCAGUAACACGACCGGCGCCGUAGUGGAGUGUGCGGCUCGGGGAUCCCCUACUCCUGACGUCAUCUGGGUCCGAUCUGAUGGUACCGCUGUGGGCGACGUGCCUGGCUUGCGACAGGUCCUGCCGAACGGCAACCUGGUGUUCCCGCCGUUCCGCGCCGAGGACUACCGCCAGGAAGUGCACGCGCAGGUCUACGCGUGUCUCGCGCGCAACCCCGUCGGCUCCAUACACUCCCGAGACGUGAACGUGCGCGCUGUCGUGUCUCAAGCGUACACGAUUAACUUGAUGGAUGAAAACGUACUGCGUGGCAACUCCGCCAUCCUAAAGUGCCACUUACCGAGCUUCGUCACUGAGUACGUGACUGUAUCUUCUUGGAUUAUAUCCGAGGGCGAUACUAAUGAGAAAGAGAUUAGUGUAGAAGAUUCAGCUAGCUUAGAGGGAAAAUACUUAGUACUACCGUCUGGAGAAUUACAUAUUAGAGAUGUCGGACCUGAGGAUGGAUAUAAAUCUUACCAAUGCCGCACGAAGCACAGGCUUACAGGAGAAACCCGACUUUCCGCUACUAAGGGACGUCUCGUCAUCACUGAACCCACCAACAAGAUCGCCCCACGGAGCGAGAAAAGCCGCAAAUUUGAAGGUGGACAAAUAUUUUUAGUUUCUGAAACAGAGUCCGUCUAUCUCACCUGCGAAGUAUCCGGCUAUCCCGCCCCCAUAUUUAGAUGGUACAAGUUUAUCGACGGCACGACAAGGAAGCAGCCAGUUACGCUGAACGACCGAGUGAAACAAGUAUCUGGAACUCUUAUUAUCAAGGAAGCUAAGGUCGAGGAUUCUGGAAAGUACCUAUGCGUGGUCAACAACUCUGUUGGUGGCGAAUCAGUGGAAACAGUGCUAACAGUAACAGCCCCUCUCAAGACGACCGUGGAACCAGCUACGCAAACUGUCGAUUUUGGCAGACCCGCGGUAUUUACCUGCAAAUAUGAAGGCAACCCCGUCAAGACGAUCACCUGGCUUAAGGAUGGCAAGGACAUGAAGCACCACGACCCACAGCUCAGGAUCGAAUCAGUGAAGAAGGAAGACAAGGGAAUGUACCAGUGCUUCAUCAGGAACGACCAGGAAAGUGCGGGAGCUAGCGCCGAACUUAAACUUGGAGGACGAUUCGAACCACCCCAAAUCCGGAAGAACUUCCAAGAGCAGACCCUCCGCUCCGGCCCAUCUCUACGUCUCCAAUGCGUCGCAUCCGGUAACCCCACUCCUGACAUCGCCUGGCUUUUGGACGGAGAGAAGUUAUCCAGUGGAGAACGCCUGCAGAUCGGACAGUUCGUUACUGCUGACGGCAACGUUGAGUCGCAUCUGAACAUCUCUUCUGUACACACUAAUGACGGUGGAUUAUAUUCCUGCAUCGCUUCGAGCAAGGUUGGCAGCGCAUCGCACUCUGCCCGCGUGAACGUGUACGGUCUGCCGUACGUGCGGCCCAUGAAGAAACGCCCCGUCGUGGCCAGCGACACGCUUAUCGCUCACUGCCCCGUCGCCGGAUACCCCAUUGACUCCAUCGUUUGGGAGCGAGACGGACGCGUCCUGCCAAUCAACCGCAAACAGAAAGUAUUCCCCAACGGCACCCUGGUGAUCGAGAACGUGGAGCGCAACAGCGACCAGGCCACCUACACCUGCGUCGCCAAGAACAGCCAGGGCUACAGCGCCAGGGGCACGCUCGAGCUGCAAGUCAUGGUGCCCCCGCAAAUAUCGCCCUUCGAGUUCGGCGAGGAACCCGCCAACGCCGGAGACAUGGCGUCCAUAUCCUGCGCCGUCAGCAAGGGCGACCAACCGCUAAACAUUUCCUGGUACUUCAACGGACAACGAGUCCAAAGGGGCAAUGAUCUCGGAAUAGUGGUCGUGAACAUAAACAAGAAAACCUCGAUCCUAAACAUAGACUCGGUUAGCGGGGUCAACAGGGGCUCCUACGACUGUGUGGCGGCGAACUGGGCCGGCUCCACCAACCACAGCGCAGUACUUAACGUCAACGUGCCCCCCCGCUGGAUCCUCGAGCCCACAGACAAGGCUUUUGCCCAGGGCUCGGAUGCUAAGGUCGAAUGCAAAGCCGAUGGCUUCCCCAAGCCCCAUGUCACGUGGAAGAGGGCUGAAGGAGAUACGCCUGGCGAUUACAAAGACCUAAAGCCAAACAACCCUAAUGUGAAAGUAGAGGACGGAGCUCUGUCGAUUGCCAAUAUUCAAAAGACGAAUGAGGGUUAUUAUUUGUGUGAGGCUGUCAAUGGAAUCGGCUCAGGAUUGUCGGCCGUCAUUUUGAUCAGUGUACAAGCUCCUCCUCAAUUCGAAAUCAAAAUGAGGAACCAAACUGCCCGCAGAAGCGAGCCCGCUGUACUGCAGUGCCAAGCCAAAGGAGAAAAGCCCAUUGGAAUUAUCUGGAACAUGAAUAACAAACGCUUGGAACCCAAAUCGGACCCCCGCUACACCAUCCGCGAAGAGAUUCUGCCCGGAGGAGUGGUUUCAGACCUGAGCAUCAGGAGGACCGAACGAUCUGACAGCGCGCUCUUCACUUGCGUGGCCACUAAUGCCUUUGGAUCUGAUGAUACCAGCAUCAACAUGAUUAUUCAAGAGGUACCCGAAGCACCAUACGGCCUGAAAGUUCUGGACAAAUCCGGUCGCACCGUGCAGCUUUCCUGGGCGGCCCCGUACGAUGGCAACUCGCCUAUCAAGAAGUUCCUCAUUGAAUACAAGCGCGCCAAGGGAAGCUGGGAUAAGGAUAUUGAUAGGGUACUGGUCCCGGGAGAUUCGACCGAAGCCGGCGUGUUCAGCCUCCGCCCCGCCACCGCCUACCACAUCCGCAUCGUCGCUGAGAACGAGCUCGGCACCUCCGAACCCUCGGAAACCGUAACCAUCAUCACCGCUGAAGAGGCACCCACGGGCCCGCCGCAAGACGUGAAGGUUGACGCUCAUGACAAGCACACCCUGCGAGUCACCUGGAAACCUCCCCCAUCACAGGACUGGAACGGUGAACUACAGGGAUACUACGUUGGCUACAAACUGGCAUCAAGCAACAAGUCAUUCGUGUUCGAAACCGUCGACAUUUCCAAAGAGUCUGGCAAGGAGCACCACCUCGAUAUCAUGAAUCUGAAAACAUUCCACCAAUACGCCGUAGUAGUUCAGGCAUUCAACAAGAUGGGUUCCGGUCCCGUGUCACAGGAAGUCCGCGCGUACACCGCUGAAGGCGCACCCUCAGCCCCACCACAAGACGUUCUCUGCACCACUCUGACUGCGCAAACCAUCCGGGUCUCCUGGGUCUCCCCACCUCUUGCCGCUGCCAACGGACUGAUUAAGGCUUACAAGGUCGUGUAUGGCCCCAGCGACACGUGGUACGAUGAGAAGACAAAGGACACCAAGAUCACGGCAAGCAGCGAGACUAUCCUCCACGGACUGAAGAAGUUCACGAACUACUCGAUGGAAGUACUCGCGACGACCAACGGAGGCGAUGGCGUCCGAUCUGCACCCAUUCACUGCCAGACUGAGCAAGACGUGCCCGAGGCCCCUCGUGCGGUGAAGGCGCUAGUGAUGGGCCCAGACUCAAUCCUGGUGUCAUGGCGGGCGCCCGCGCAGCCUAACGGAGUCGUCACGCACUACAACGUCUACACGCAAGCGCAGAACGCUGAGCCGCAUCCUAACAAGGUACCUGCGUCACAGACCAGCUACUCGGCGACUGACUUAAAGGCCGGCCGUUACGACUUCUGGGUGACCGCUUCCACUAUCAUUGGCGAGGGACAACCUUCAGGAACUGCCUCCUGCAGCCCUAGCGACAAAGUGCCCGCCAAGAUCGCCUCAUUCGACGAAUCGUUCACCGCCACGUACAAGGAAGAUGUGAAGCUGCCGUGCCUGGCUGUUGGAGUACCGCCUCCCAAUAUUAUCUGGAAGAUCAAGGGCCAUCCUCUAGAAGCAUCUGAACGCGUCCGUCAACUGCCCGAAGGAUCCCUACAAAUUGCCGGAGUGGCCCGCGAAGAUGCCGGGGAGUACUCGUGCCAUGUCGACAACCAGUUCGGAACUGACACCGUCACACACACACUCUCUGUUCUUGCACCACCGUUCCCCCCGCAACUGAGCAUCGCCUCCUCCUCCGUGUCGUCGCUCACCCUCCGACUGAAGCCCUCCGAUAACGCUGACCAGUCCCCGGCUGCCGGCUACACCAUCCACUACAAACAGGAGUUCGGAGAUUGGGAAACUGUACAGAUCCCAAGCAACACUGACACUUACACCUUGGAGAACUUGUUCUGCGGUUCUAGAUACCAACUCUACGUUACGGCAUACAAUGGCAUCGGUACCGGCGAGGCGUCUGACGUAGUGAUCGCGCGCACCCGCGGCUCCAAGCCGCCCGUGCCCCGCGCUGCUGACUUCAUCGAAGUGGGAUCCUCCAGCGUCACGCUGCAUCUGAAACAGUGGCUAGACGGAGGCUGCCCCAUGAGCCAUUUCGUCGUUGAGAACAAGAAGAAGGGAGCUGCUGAAUGGAAUCAGAUCUCGAACGCUGUGAAACCAGGCGGAAACUUCGUCGUUCUUGAUCUGGAUCCGGCGACCUGGUACGUCCUCCGCAUCACGGCGCACAACAACGCUGGCUUCAACGUGGCCGAGUACGAGUUCGCCACGCUCACCAUGACCGGUGGUACCGUCGCGCCUCUACCGGGCAAUGCUGGUGAUGGAAAGGAGCUGCCGCCUUGGAUCAAAGCGUGGCUGGAGCCUGAGGUUUUAGUACCGAUUCUGGCGACCAUAGUGGUGUUCGUAGUGGGUGUGGUGGUGAUUUGCCUGACGCUCGCUAGGAGGAACACGCCGCACCGCCUGCGAGGUCAGAAGGACGUGUACGACUACGACGCGGUGUACAACGCGUCGCAAGCGGCCAUGGGCGGCGGCGGCGGCACGCUCGACAAGCGCGGCGGACUGCGCGACGAGCUCGGCUACAUCGCGCCCCCCAACCGCAAGCUGCCCCCCGUGCCCGGCUCCAACUAUAACACCUGCGACCGCGUCAAGCGACAGGCUGUCAUCAUGAACGCGCACUCGACGUGGGACCCCCGCCGGCACCACUACGAGCGCGUGCGCCGCGCGCACCAGCGCCGCGGCUCCGGCGACACCAUCUCCACAGGCAUGGAGGACGAGAUCUGCCCGUACGCCACGUUCCACCUGCUGGGCUUCCGCGAGGAGAUGGACCCGAGCAAGGCGCUGGCGUUCCCGCACGCGCACGCGCACGCGCACGCCGGCACGCUCGCGCACCCGCACCCGCACCACCCCGCGCACUCCCGCGCCGGCAGUCAGAGCAUGCCUCGCGCCAACAGCCGCUACGCCCGCAAGAACUCCCAGGGAGGACAGAGCGCCAUCUACUCCACCGCCCCCGAGUACGACGACCCGGCCACCUGCGCUGAAGAGGACCAAUACCGCGCCCGCUACUCCCGACCGAUGUACGCCUGCGGCCCCGAGUACGACGAGCCCGCGUGCUGCCAGCCCGAGGACGAGCAGUACACCGGCGCCUACGGCACGCCCUACUCCGACCACUACGGCUCCCGGCCCAGCAUCGGAACCCGCAAGUGCGGCGGGUCGCCCGAGCCGCCCCCGCCCCCUCCCCGCAACCCCGCCGCCGACAACAACUGCUCCUCCUCCUUCAACGAGAGCAAGGACUCCAACGAGAUCUCCGAGGCCGAGUGCGACCAGCCCCGCAACUAUCCCGUGAGGGCCCACACUGCCAAGGACGGCAUGCACACCGAGGAAAUGAGGAAACUCAUUGACAGACCAGAAGCAACCACCCCAGUCCCCCAGCAAGCAGUCCACGGGCGGGGACUCACAGCCUACGAUACUGUGGCAGUGUAACCUGUAGACCCGCACCGACCCGGCGCCCGAGGCACGCUCCACCGCCACCGCCCAAGCUCCACCCCCGCCGUCUCGCUGAACUAAAACUUUACCUUCUACUUUCAAUUGCUCAUUCCUUUU
Cydia amplana is the source of this 6219-nucleotide messenger RNA. RefSeq names its product cell adhesion molecule Dscam2 (gene Dscam1). The transcript is spliced from 41 exons. Gene Ontology annotation, molecular function: cell-cell adhesion mediator activity. Lineage: Eukaryota; Metazoa; Arthropoda; Insecta; Lepidoptera; Tortricidae. Gene Ontology annotation, biological process: axon guidance; dendrite self-avoidance; homophilic cell-cell adhesion. The record is from RefSeq and is a predicted model, not a curated record. Bases 130 to 6099 code for a protein of 1989 amino acids. Gene Ontology annotation, cellular component: axon; plasma membrane.